GCUUGAGUAGGAAAGAGGUUAGAUAGUAUGUGUCGGUCUGGUCAUUUCUGCGCGGCCAGGCCACAGGUCCAGAUGAGCUGGAACAAAACAGAUUGAUUAUAUUAGCCGCCAUCAUAUGUUUGCUUAUAGCUGUAGCGACCACGCAGACCCACGCGUAGUACUCUACAGGAAAGAAUCUCAUAUUAAACCUCUCAUGGUGAUAUUCAGAGGAUCACUGUGUCUCCUGUCUUCAAGAAAAUCUUUCCGGAUUCACAAGUAGUGUUCCAGUCAAAUACUUCAUGUCUUUGAGCACUAUAGUAGCAAACUCAACGAAAUUGAACUUCCUUAAACUGAGCGCGGGUUUGAAAGCAACUGGAUAUCCAAGUUUUGCUAUCAGUAUGGUUAGUAACUUAUUGACUUGUAAGUCACAUUACUGCUUUAUUUUUGUUGUAUUAUUAGUAUCCUUUAUGAAGUCGGAGUUGUUACUAUAUAGGAGUUCAGUAGUCAUCCUUAACAUUGAUAGUAUCGGGUGGAGUGGGAGGAGUGCUAUAUUUUCUCAUGUACUCAUGACCACUACGAGUAGCAGCGGCACCCCGUAUCGAGCGCCGUAGCGGGCAAGGCACCAAAACCAAUCAUGCUAGGGAUCAUCAUGAUCAGCUCUGCACCCUUGAUCGCACCCUUGAUUGCACCUUUCGACACACUCUACAAAGGAGAUAGUCUUGACAAAUUUAACACCCAACUAACUAGUAGUACGCCCCGCCACAAUCUCAAAAAUGAGAAGCAGCCCCCUUGCCUAGAUAGGCAGAUUCAAAACACGCGAACUCAAGGCGUAUCGGAUC
Molecule: messenger RNA, 818 nt
Organism: Aspergillus welwitschiae
Lineage: Eukaryota; Fungi; Ascomycota; Eurotiomycetes; Eurotiales; Aspergillaceae
Exons: 2
Coding region: 279-590 (103 amino acids)
Source: RefSeq, a predicted model, not a curated record